Molecule: messenger RNA, 462 nt
Organism: Caenorhabditis elegans
Lineage: Eukaryota; Metazoa; Nematoda; Chromadorea; Rhabditida; Rhabditidae
Product: LITAF domain-containing protein
Exons: 3
Coding region: 158-418 (86 amino acids)
Cellular component (GO): lysosomal membrane; late endosome membrane; endosome membrane
Source: RefSeq, marked reviewed
AUACAUAAUCAUGAAUUAAAAAUUUCGAAAUUUCUUUAUGGAAAAAGUGAGUCAAACUCGAUAGAAACCCCUAUGGAGCCAAAGAUAACGCCCUUAAUUUUCCUUUAAAAUGAGGCUCUUGGAACUGAUAGAGUAGUUGACGGAAGAAGACGCAAUAAUGACAACAACUGUUGUUGUUUUAGGACCUACGCUCACUGAAUGCACCGAGCCGCAUCAGGUGUUUUGCCAAAAAUGCCAGUGCAAUCAAGUGACACGUACUGAGACACAACUUGGCGCCUGCUGGUGGGUUGUCUUUAUCAUUGGAUGCCUCUUGUUCUGGCCAAUCUGCUACUGGCUUUGCUGUGAUUCAUCCAAGGAUACGAUGCAUUAUUGCCCGUCAUGCGGAACUUUGUUGGAAAUUCGAAAGGGAGGAUGUUAACAUUUUUUAUUUCCCGUUUUUGCAAUAAACAAUUUAUUUUGGAG